Dentiscutata heterogama is the source of this 624-nucleotide messenger RNA. The record is from the annotation of a GenBank genome assembly. NCBI's taxonomy places the organism in Eukaryota, Fungi, Glomeromycota, Glomeromycetes, Diversisporales, Gigasporaceae.
AUGGAUAAAACACUUCAAAAUGACAUUAAAUUUAUAUUUGGGAUUGGAGAACUUAAUGAAAGAGUGCUUAUGACAGAAGUAAUUCCAUUUAAAUAUUCUACCGAUUACUAUUGUAUAAAAUUCCCUGUUCAUUUGGAUUCCAAUGACUAUAAAAUUUUUGGAAAGCUUGUAACGCAAAAUGGUGAACCAAUUGAUAUAGCUAUCAAGUUCCAAUCUUUGAGUCUAACUGGAUUUUCAAUAAUAAUCGAAAAUUUCAAUACAAAUAAUAAAAAGUUUACAGAUUCACAAGUAAUUUGGAUGAUGAUUAGAAUACCCUCUAAGAUUGGAUUUUAUAGUAUACACACACGAAAUAUCCCUGUAUUGGCUUUAGGUAGUCACUCAUUCAAGUAUGAAAAUAAUCAUCAUGAAUAUAAGUUGCAUGUUCUGCAAGAGUUGCCAGAAGCCUCUGUUAUCUGUUUAUCCAUCUUGUAUCCUUCAUUGUGUUAUGGAAUGAAAUUUACUAUUCAGGAUGACAAUAACAAUGGCAGUGAAAUUAGCAUAGUAAUCAAUGAGAACAAAAGAGAAAACGUACAAGAUUCUAAUAUUGAUAAUGAAGAAGAAAUCAGCAGCGAAAAAGAUGACAAG